Messenger RNA from Hyaena hyaena (striped hyena), 829 nucleotides. It is a transcript of the gene TIMM9, whose product is annotated as translocase of inner mitochondrial membrane 9. The coding region runs from base 503 to 772 and encodes 89 amino acids. The record is from RefSeq and is a predicted model, not a curated record. Lineage: Eukaryota; Metazoa; Chordata; Mammalia; Carnivora; Hyaenidae. The transcript has 5 exons.
UUGGGGACUGUUUACAGUGUAGCUCCUGGAGACCGUUAGGGACGCGGGAUUAAGUAAAUUAGUUUUACAAAACCUCUCGACAGAUUCGAGUUAUUGUUGGCCUGAAGUCAGGAAAAAAGAGCACUGAGUACGCAUACAACUGCAAAACUUAAUCAUCAGAGGAAUUUUGAAUUUACUGAGGAUAGCGGCUUUUCCUCUAGAGUUCCUGCGUUAUAACGAAUCCGCGUCGAAAAGUCUAAGGGCUAUUUGACAUCGCCUCUCCCACGUGUUCUCUUCCAUCCAGCGACUGCGGCGCCCGCCCUGACCCAGACCCUCCGCCCCUAGACUGGACUGGCAGCGCAGCCCCCCAGCCUCGCACUGGUGUCGGAUGCGAGAGCCUGUGCUUAAGUAAGAAAUCAGGCUUCAUUGGAGACAUUCAAGCAAAGGUUGGACAACUAAUUUUCCAGAACAAAAAGGAAACUCAUGCAUCAGAAAAGGUGACUAAUAAACAUAGCAAAAGAAUAUGGCUGCACAAAUACCAGAAUCUGAUCAGAUAAAACAGUUUAAAGAAUUUCUUGGAACCUACAAUAAACUUACAGAAACCUGUUUCUUGGACUGCGUUAAAGACUUCACAACAAGAGAAGUAAAACCUGAAGAGACCACCUGUACAGAACAUUGCUUACAGAAAUAUUUAAAAAUGACACAGAGAAUAUCCAUGAGAUUUCAGGAAUAUCAUAUUCAGCAGAAUGAAGCCCUGGCAGCCAAAGCAGGACUCCUCGGCCAACCACGAUAGAGAAGUCCUGAUGGCCGGACUUUAGAUUAAACAUUGCCAGCAGCUGUUGUGACGGAA